Paramecium sonneborni is the source of this 235-nucleotide messenger RNA. The record is from the annotation of a GenBank genome assembly. NCBI's taxonomy places the organism in Eukaryota, Ciliophora, Oligohymenophorea, Peniculida, Parameciidae.
AUGAACAGAUUGAGAAACAAACUAAGGAACAUAGCCCAUAUAACAAGAUAUACACAUAAUGAAGACUUUUUGAAGAUGUUUAGGAUUUUAGGGUAUGUUGAUUUUAAAUAACGACUCUAGUAAUAAUUUUUUGAGAAAAGACCAUGUCAGUUAUAUCUAUAACUCUAAAAUCUAAUAGAAGAGUUGUCAUGUGGCUAAUAGGACUAUAGUUAAGAAUUCUUUACUCAAGUAUUGA